AGAAUGUGUGAGCCCAGCCCUCCAGCGCUACAUCUUCAUGCCAAUGGCAAUGUGACCAUGGUCGGCGUUGGCGUCAAGCAGGAGGAGGAGGAGUCAGGAGAUGGGGGAGGAGUCAUGGGCCAGGAGACCAAGCAGUCCUCUCCUGCACGUGAUUGGCCAGCAAGACCACCAACCGAGCGAGGAGAUUCUAAGAAAUCAACACCUCCCAGCUCGGAAUCUCCUCUGGAGAGGUCUCCGAGUAAAGAGCAACCACACACGCUCAGUCCUCCUGCUCAGGAUGGGGGAAGUAGCACUCAUGAGAGAAUGGACAGCCAGCCCAUUGUCAGCGAGGUGAUGCCCACCAUUGAGAAGUUGUUGAACACAGACUGGAGAGAAAAGCUUCUGGGCAAGGGUUCCCUUGGCACUUCCAAUCUAAAAGGCACACCGGAGAGCUUGGCGGAGAAGGAGCUGCAGCUGUUGCUGAUGAUUAACCAGCUGUCGGGCCUGAGGGAGCAGCUGCUGGGAGCCCACUCUGAGCAGAGGAACAUGGCUGCACUGCUCCUGGAGAAACAGCAGCAGCAGAUGGAACUCGCUAGACAGCAGCAGGAACAGAUCGCUAAGCAGCAGCAGCAAUUGAUCCAACAACAACACAAGAUAAACCUCCUUCAGCAGCAGAUCCAGCAGGUAAACAUGCCCUACGUCAUGAUCCCUGCAUUCCACCCAAACACCCAGCCUCUCCCAGUCACCUCUGAGGCCCAGAUGAAUCUGCCUCUUCAACCCAUUCCCUGCAAGCCAGUGGAAUAUCCCAUGCAGUUACUCUCAAACCAUCACCCCACCCCUGUCAAAAGGUCCAGUGGUAAUGUCUUCCGACAGGAAAGCAGUCAGCCUCUAAAUCUUACAGCCAAACCCAAGACGCCCAGCCCUCAAACCCUGGAGCUGGCGUCUGCCCACCUGCAGCCAGGCUACAGGCCCAGAGAUCUGCCCCACAGCCCACCUCGUCCUUCUCUCAGCUUAGGCUUCUUGGGAGAGGGUGAUGUGGUGUCCCAAGCCAUCCAUGACGCUCAGCAGUUGCUGAGAAGCCAAGGGCCAGGAGGGCGAGAGAGGGACAGAGAGAGGGACAACAGCACGAGGAUGGUGAGUCACGCGGACAGGCCUGAAGAAGGACAGACCCUGAGGGAAGACCACCUUAGCAGCGACUCUGAGGGCCCGAUGUCUAUGUCUGGAGUCGGGAACUUUUCGGAGAACAGGACUUCCUCGUCCGGCCAUAUCAAGAGACCGAUGAACGCCUUCAUGGUGUGGGCCAAAGACGAGAGGCGUCGCAUUCUGCAGGCCUUCCCCGACAUGCACAACUCAAGCAUUAGCAAAAUAUUAGGCUCACGCUGGAAGUCCAUGUCCAACCAAGAGAAACAGCCGUAUUACGAGGAGCAGGCACGACUGAGCCGACAGCAUCUGGAGCGAUAUCCGGACUACAAGUACAAGCCGAGGCCCAAACGCACCUGCAUCGUGGAAGGCAGACGUUUGCGAGUGGGCGAGUACAAGGCUAUGAUGAAGAGUCGUCGACAGGAGCAACGAACCACCUACCCAUCCAGCCAAUCAGAUCAGCAGCUUCACUACGGUUCCAGUAACGGUCAGUAUCCCAGCACACCUGUGUCCAUGGCGACGCUGCCCCUGCACCCGGCCCUGUUGGAGCACUAUCUUCCCCGGAGCCUGGAGCCCAAGCAGAGCCAUGGCAAGGAGGGCCAGGAUGGUCCCAAACCCAGGCAGGCCGACAGCGAGGGGGAGGAGAGUGACGCAGAGGAGCGCAGCGAGGGUGAGCUGGUGGUCCUCACCGACUGA
Molecule: messenger RNA, 1815 nt
Organism: Chanos chanos (milkfish)
Lineage: Eukaryota; Metazoa; Chordata; Actinopteri; Gonorynchiformes; Chanidae
Gene: sox13
Product: SRY-box transcription factor 13
Exons: 13
Coding region: 4-1815 (603 amino acids)
Biological process (GO): cell fate commitment; regulation of transcription by RNA polymerase II
Cellular component (GO): nucleus
Molecular function (GO): RNA polymerase II cis-regulatory region sequence-specific DNA binding; DNA-binding transcription factor activity, RNA polymerase II-specific
Source: RefSeq, a predicted model, not a curated record